Molecule: messenger RNA, 1645 nt
Organism: Stylophora pistillata
Lineage: Eukaryota; Metazoa; Cnidaria; Anthozoa; Scleractinia; Pocilloporidae
Source: RefSeq, a predicted model, not a curated record
GGCUGCGAAAAGAUGAAGGAAGGAGAGAGUUAUAGUCUCAGCAUUUUGGGAAGUUACAAACGACAAACUUCCCUUUCCUUGGACACUAUUGAUAUUGUAUAAAUUCGCCUGAUGCUAGGCUUAUUUGCUAUUACACGAGCUCGAGUUAAAUAGGAAUUACUCACUGGAACAUAAGGCUCUUCAAUCUGGUAGCAUGACUCAUAUGAAAUUGUCAUUGCUGAUCACCAUUACAACCCUUGCGGUAGCUAUAUUUGCUCAUGUAGAAGACAAGAGAAAAUGCUCUAACUGUGAGAACUGCUGCAAUAAUAAUGGAUGUGUAUCUGGUGAUAUGCAUGUGGAGGAGCAAAGCAGAGGAAUCAUCCGCGUAUCAGAGCUGUCCAAUGGAGACUUCAUUCGAGGAAUUUCCGGAGCUGAUCGUAAGCCUGGUUGGUGCAGAGUUGAAGCCGUAUAUCCAUCUUCAUACGAUAACGUAAUUACAUAUGAGGGUUUCACAGCAAAUCACAUGGUGGUUGAUGAUGACUCAGUACACCAAUUUGGAAAGAAGGGCAACGCGACAGAAAACAUACCAUUUAAGCUGGCCACAGAAUGCGAUGCAGCCUUGAAUGCAGCUGGUCAGGUGUUUACACCCAUUAGCACCGCAUUCUGUCCUCAUGAUCUGGGUUGGAGCGAGUACCUGACUUUGAUGGCCGCUAUUCGACGCGUCACAGAUCGCACUGGGUUUUUCUGGUUUUUCAGUGAUGCCUUCCAUGACAACAAAACAGCCCAUAUUCCACAUUGGAUGGACAUGCUGCAUGAAAUGUGCCUGGAGCUCCUGAGCUGCGCCCGUGAUGGAAAAUGCCAGCAGUUUGAGAACGUGAUGGCCAAGUUCGUCCGAGAGCACGUGAACAAGAAGUACGUGGGCAUUGUGGACGUCGUGUUUCCCAACAUGGGUGGUGAUGUGAGCAAAGAGGAAGCUGGAACUAUCGCAGAAACUGUUCGACCUAAGGAAACGAGAAGCAUUAUGCUCAUUUCUGCUGUCGGCAGCGCCAUAGUUGGAUUCAUGCUCGUCCUCCUUGUUGCAGCCAUAUUGUACCGCAAAAAGUACCGCUCAGGGAACAAGAAAAUGCAGGAGCUGCAAGCCAACCACCCACAAGUCAGCUCUGACAUUGGAAAGGCUUAGACUGGAUUUUUGUCAUCUGUGGCAUGUGACCGGCAAGUUCAACAGCGAUAUUUAAAAGUGUUAGUGUUUUAGUGAUUAGUUAAAGUAACGCAGUUGUCAGUGAACUCUUUCGCUCAUAAAGAGUAGCAAGUGGAUCGAAGUUAGCCAUUUCCUUGCAUGGGUUUUUAGGUUUUUUACUUAUGCUGUGUGAAGACUAUUUGUGUGACGUCUUGUACCGUUUAUAUUUAAGGAAGGAUGAUAUACAAUUGACGAAAGUGUUUUCAGCUUUUUAACAAUAUUUAGUGUAAAUACCUUUCUUUAAGCGUUUUCGGAUAACUUAAUUGCGUCCUAUUUACUCGUUUAUCUGAGCCAAACAUUAUAUUAUCUUUGUUUGAUUUCGACGUGUAGAUUUUUGGAUACUUUUGUAAGAGGUUAACUCAAUUAUGUUAUUGUGAAGUUCUUUUGAAUACUUUGUUCAUUGUAUAGAAUAAACUGCUUUCAACACAA